CGUUGCCUGUUCGGAUUCUGGGUCUCUGUUGAAUUGCUUUCUGGGAACUUGUUUUAGUUUGUUCUUUGUUCGAUUGACUAGGUUUUAGGGUUCUUCUGUGAUUUCGCUAACUCGGGGUUUUGUUGAUUCCUGAAGAUUUGGGAUUUUAGGGUUUGUGAUCGGAAUUUAGAGAUAUUAGAGUGUUAAUUGGUUUAUGGGUUCCACAAUGGAGGAUGAAAAAGAUGCGUUUUACAUUGUCCGUAAGGGAGACAUCAUUGGUGUUUAUCGAAGCUUGAGCGAAUGCCAAGAACAAGCUGGUUCAUCUGUAUCACAUCCUGCAAUGAGUGUGUACAAAGGAUAUGGUUGGCCAAAAGGAGCAGAGGACUUGUUAUCUUCCUUUGGGAUUAAGAACGCUCUUUUUUCUAUCAAUGCAAGUCAUGUCAAAGAUGAUGCUUUUGGGAAACUCAUUCCUUGUCCUGUUCAGCAACCGUCUUCUUCCCAAGGAGAGUCUGUCAACAAAUCUUCCCCGUCUAAGAGAUUGCAAGAUAUGGGAAGUGGUGAAUCGGGUUCAGUUUCCCCUAGUCCUCCGCAGAAGCAUCUUAAGAUAGAAAAUGACAUGGUUCGUCGGAUUCCUUCCAGUUUCUUAACUCGGACACCUAUACUUCAAAAUGACACAUGUACCAUUGAGUUUGAUGGUGCUUCUAAAGGAAACCCAGGGAAGGCUGGUGCAGGAGCUGUUCUCCGUGCUUCAGAUACAAGUGUCCUCUUCUAUUUACGGGAAGGUGUGGGCAUUGCCACAAACAACGUUGCAGAGUAUCGAGCUCUGAUUCUUGGUUUGAGGUCUGCUCUUGACAAAGGGUUUAAAAAUGUGCACGUCCAAGGAGACUCAAUGCUUGUGGUUAUGCAGGUUCAAGAUGCAUGGAAAACCAAACACCCGAAAAUGGCUGAGCUGUGCAAACAGGCUAAGGAGCUCAAGAGCAAGUUUAAAACAUUCCAUAUCGAACAUGUUGACAGGGAAUUGAAUUCUGAAGCUGAUAAACAAGCUAACUGUGCGAUUGGUCUGGCAGAGGGUCAAACGGUGGUGAUCCCAGGCAGCUAGAAGAUAGAAUUAGUUAUUCCUGUUUUCUUGUUCCUAGGAUCGUGUCUUUAACAUGCUGUGUAGGCAUAAACAUGAACAUGAAGCUGAACGAACAUGUUCUCUUCUCUCUUCUAUUCUGUCCCCGGCAUGUUGAAACUUCAGUCACUUGUUCUCUAAGUUUAAAUUUCUCUAAGAAAACGUUUAUUACUGU
This is a messenger RNA of Arabidopsis arenosa, 1268 nucleotides long. NCBI's taxonomy places the organism in Eukaryota, Viridiplantae, Streptophyta, Magnoliopsida, Brassicales, Brassicaceae. The record is from the annotation of a GenBank genome assembly.